Molecule: messenger RNA, 2442 nt
Organism: Ipomoea nil (Japanese morning glory)
Lineage: Eukaryota; Viridiplantae; Streptophyta; Magnoliopsida; Solanales; Convolvulaceae
Product: protein FAR1-RELATED SEQUENCE 5-like
Exons: 3
Coding region: 1-2442 (813 amino acids)
Biological process (GO): regulation of DNA-templated transcription
Molecular function (GO): zinc ion binding
Source: RefSeq, a predicted model, not a curated record
AUGGACGCGCACGGUGAUGGACACCCGACGGCUGGUGCGGUUGAGCACGGUGUGACAGGUAUUCUCCCCACCCCCUUGUUCUCUUUUGAUGUGUUGCUGUACGAUCGCAUUGCGGCGUUUUUUACCCCCUACCCACCCGCCAUUGAUGGGAAUGCACCGUCACUGGCAUCCAAACAAAACCCGAAUCCUCUCCCCGCCACCAUUCUGAGUGGGUCAAUUGACGGUGAUUUCGGUACUAGAGAUGCGACGCACUACACGCCGGGGAAAACCAACACCCUCAACCAACACUGGAAACCCAACGUGGACACUACAAUCAUACCUGUACUCGGGCAGUGUUUUAAAUCAGUAUACGAAGGGGUUGAAUUCUACAAGAUCUACGGGCGAGCUAAUGGUUUUGACGUCAGGCACAGCAGUGUUAAGCGAGAUCGUAGCGGGGAUGUUAUCCGACGUUCUUUAGUAUGCAGCAGACAAGGAGCCAAAGGAGGAGGUGGGAGGAAACCCACCUUAGACGUCCGUGGUACUAGUAGUAGCAAUAAGCAACGACGGAGAAGGGUUUCUAACAGAGUCGGGUGCAAUGCAAAGCUUGGGUUGAAGAAAAAGAGUACUGGGGAGUUUGUGGUGUCUAAAUUUGUCGAGGACCACAACCAUAGUUUAUGCUCUGAGGGUGCUAAAUUAUUUAUGCGGGGUAACCGGAAACUUAAUGUAGCCCAACAGGCAUUUUUAGCAGAUUGUCUUAAAGUUAAUGUGGGCCCUUCUACAGGGUACAGAUUAUGCAGGGAAGUAGCAGGUUCUUUUGAGAACGUUGGUGCAACAUAUGUGGAAUUUCAUAAUUUUAAACGGGACUUGCAAAUGUAUGUCGAUGUGGCUGAUGGUGAGAUGAUUAUCGAAAGGUUCAAAACCAAGCGUGAAGCCUGUGAUAGUUUCUUUUUCGAUUACCACCUUGACGAAGAGAACCGCAUCGCACGGCUCUUUUGGGCCGACCCUAUUGGUAGGCGGAGUUUUUCUUGUUACGGUGACGUGAUUUCGUUUGAUGCCACGUACAGCACGAACAGGCACAACUUGGUGUUCGUCCCAUUUACUGGAGUAGACAACCACAAACGAUGCAUCACUUUUGCCGUCGGGUUGCUCAGUAAAGAGGAUGUGGAAUCGUAUAGUUGGCUGUUAGAAAGAUUCAACCUUGCAAUGGGAAAGGCCCCUCUAUGUGCUGUCACCGAUCAGGACCCUGCUAUGAAGAUUGCUAUGGAGCAGGUUUUACCAGGGUGCCGGCAUCGUUUUUGCAUGUGGCACAUUAUGACGAAGGUUAGUGAAAAAGUCAGUCCUGAGUUAUCAAACAAUGAGGAGUUUCGCAAGAGUUUGAAUGAUAUUGUGUGGAACGAAACAGCCUCUACCGGUGACUACGAAGUGCAAUGGCAGCUGCUGAUGGAGAAAUACAACUUAUCUGAUCACCGGUGGUUUCAAAAAUUGUAUGCAGAAAGGAAUCAUUGGAUUCCAGCUUUUUUUUUAGAUUUACCAAUGAGUGGGUUGGUACGCACCACAUCCCGGUCCGAAGCACAGAACAGUGUUUAUGGGAAGUUCACACGCCUCCACUCCAGUUUGGUAGAGUUCUACAUGCAGACCGAGAGCGUCCUUGACACACAACGCCACAAUCAAGCUAAACUGGAUGCACAGUGCGAGGGGUCCUUGCCCGAGUUUAAAACUCCCUUGGCGUUAGAGCGGCACGCUGCAGAUUUGUUCACACUAACUAUUUUUUAUGCUUUGCAGAAAGAGAUUGAAGCUGCCUGCUUUUAUUGCGAAGUUGUGGGCAUCCGUGAAGAUGGGGGAACCAUUUAUUACAACAUCGGAGGAGAUUGCACCACCACGCACACUGUACAAUACAAACCGAGCGGGUGUAUUGCUUUUUGCAGCUGCAAGAUGUUCCAACGACUGGGUCUAAUUUGCAGACAUAUGUUCCUAGUGUUCAAGUCUGCACAUAUAGAGCAAUUACCAUCCCAGUACGUUGUGGAACGUUGGCGCAAACACCUAGGUUGCGGUGCAUGCAGAGGGCGGCGUUCUGAUGGUGACCCCCCAAAAUCAGGUGCCUCAGAACUGUGGUCUGAGAUACAAACAUGUGUUGGGAUGGUUGGUGAGAGCAUGGUCCGUCAGGCACGGAUGGUAGAGGUACUGAAAGAGUUGAGAUAUGAAUUCGCGAGUGACGGCACGAUCAUUUGCGAAGCAAAGGGCAACAGAGCCGCGAUCGAGGCAUUAUGUGGGGUCAAGCCACCCCCAUGUAUAACCAUUAAACCCCCGGCACAAGCUAAGAACAUAGGGAGUGGGAAGCGUAUUAAGAGCACCCGGGAGAUAGCCAUAGAGAAUAGCGGCAAAGCCGGUCGAAAGUGUGGGGUGUGCGGUGAAUACGCCCGUCACAACGCACGUAGUUGUCCUUCCAAGCAACGGGCAGUUUAG